CAGCUCUUCCCUUUCCAGGACUUUGCACCGCGUUCCUUCACCGUUUCUGAAGGGAUGGCCUCCUCUCUGGACUCCUGCCCCCUGGAAGGCCCACCUGGGAGCCAGACGGGGUCCUGCAAAACGGAGAUGCGACAACUGCUGAAGGCUGGGAUACGGCUUUUCAAUGCCAAUGAAGACACAGAGGCACUGGCCGCGUUCAAGAAGGCAUACCUGCUCUCCAGGAGCAGCCCGGAGAAUCAUGCCCAGGCCACGUGCCUCUUCAACCUUGGGGCUGCCUACAUUGCCACCGGCAACGCCCAAAAAGGCCUCCGGUGCCUGCGGAAGGCCAAGCGGGCAGGAGCCCAGGAGGAGGAUGGCGACUUCUGCUUCAACGCCGCGGCUGCCUACGACCUCAUGGGGAACCACAGCAAAGCCAGGGAGCUGUACGGAAAGGCCGCUUGCGAAUACGGCGCGCGUCGAGCGCGACGUGCCGCCGAGGCCCUGACCAAGCAGGCUUACUGCCUGGUGAGCACGGGGGACCCGGCGUCGGCUGCACGCGCUUUCUGCCUGGCUGGCCGUGCCUACCAAACGGCGGGGCUCCCGGAAGACGCCGCCAUGGCUAUGAGGGAGGCCGCAAACGCCUUCCUCCGAAGCGGAACGCACCCCCCGGAUGACGCCCUGGAGGCUCUGGAGGCGUGUGGCCAGCUGUGCGCUGGCAUAACCAAUCUGGCCCUACUCGGGAAGCUGCACAACGACCUGGGGCUGCACUAUGCGGAGCUGGGGCGCUUCGAGCAGGCGGGGCAGCACUUUGCGGAAGCUCUGGAGCUCUGCGGCCCCCCGCAGGGAAGGCUGUCGGCUCAGCGGAGGGCCGUCGCGCUGCAGAACCUGGGGGCCGCCAGCAACGCCCUCGGGCACUACGCCCAGUCGCUGCGGUACCACUGUGAGGCGGCCGACCUGUACGGUGCGCUGGGCGGCAGCCAAGGGGCUGCUCAGGCUCAGUGCCUCUACAAUCUGGCCGCUGCUCACCAUCAGCUGAAGAACCACAACAUGGCGGGAUUCUACUAUCGCCAGGCAGGGAAAGCUUUUGCCGAGGCAGGUGACGCGGAGGGCGAGGCGCGUGCCCGCGGGGAGCUGGGAACGCUGAAUCUCUGCCAGGGCCCCUCUGACCAGGCCACGCCGGAUUGCAGGCCCAACCUGGCUGUGUUUGAGAAGUCAAAGCAGGCACCCAGUGGAACCAAAAAAUAACAGGGGCAGGGUAUGGAAGCACAAGCCCAAGGUGUGGACGAACCACAAGAUGAGGCCCAGCCCAGGCAGGGAAGGCCAGGGCUGGCAUCAUUCACUCGUUCAGCUCAGGGGUCCACCAGCAGAGAGCAGCUCAGCCCCCCAAGGACCUCCCCUCCUGCUCAAUGCUAUCAGGAGACUUCAUCCUCUGGGGGCAUUCAGAACUAGGAGCUACAAAGACAGCAGGCACCUAGGACCAGGCUUAGCCUGGAGAGCAAGGAACAGUGGGCUGCUGCUAUUAUUGUUGUUGUUGUUGUUGUUGUUGUUGUUGUUGUUGUUGUUGUUGUUUUAACAAAAGAGAUUUGCAGCAUUCUUGUAGAAAAGAGGCGAGAGCAGCCAAGACCCACCCAGAGGCCCUCCCCUCCAAACCUGGCAUUAUAGCCACCAAAGCAGAGAAAAACGGGGAGGGGUUACGUACAGGUAGUUAAAGCAGCUUAAAUACUCAGGAGAACCACCAACUUUACAAUGAGAGAAGGAUCGUGAAAGGAGCCAAACCAAGAACAGGCCUGCAGCUUAAUGAGCAGAGCCGCAAAGUCCAGCCCUGGCCAAGCUCUCCUGCCCAUUGGAUGGCCUGGAUGCUGCUGUGCCUCGUGGCUCUCACUGCCGUGGCCCCUCGGGGGGGGGCACCGGGAAAGGCGCA
Molecule: messenger RNA, 1900 nt
Organism: Varanus komodoensis (Komodo dragon)
Lineage: Eukaryota; Metazoa; Chordata; Lepidosauria; Squamata; Varanidae
Gene: TTC24
Product: tetratricopeptide repeat domain 24
Exons: 6
Coding region: 55-1224 (389 amino acids)
Molecular function (GO): protein binding
Source: RefSeq, a predicted model, not a curated record